AAAAUUUUUAAGCUAAAUGUGUUUGCUAUAUUUGGGAUCAUAAUUUUUGUAUUACUUUCUAUAUUUGGCUUAUCUUACCUAUCAUAACUUAAUUUAAUUGAAUAACUAUUUUCGAUAUUUUGUCAAAAGUAAUAGCGAUAGAGGAAGAUUCUCAUUUUUGUGCAAAAUGACUGAGUCCUGUACUUCAACAUUUCAAGACAGUCAGGAGGCAGCUACUAACUCUGUCUCGGACUCGUUAGUUCUCUCUGCAAUGGAUUCCAGCGAUUAUAUGAGUAACGAACCAUCCUGGCGGAAAAGCAUUGCUGACUCCUAUGUAUUGAAAGAUAGUGAAUUUCCUAAUCCUGGAAGCGAUGAAGUAGCUAUUCAUUUUGACAAACGCCUGCUUGAAACUUGUGAGAAAUUUAAAAAAGAAACUCGUAGCAGGGCUUUGGAAUGUUUAAAGCAAUUACCGCCAGCAAAUAACGAAGAAACCAUAGAUCGCAUUAGCAAGGACAUGGGGUUAAGCCCGAAACAAGUGCGUGAGGCUUUAAUGCCGAAGGAAGGUUUUGAAGUUAAUGCUGGUGGUAGUUUGAAAAAACCUAGUAAGAAAAAGAAUAGCAAAGCAGUUGUAGAUGCCUGUAGGUGCUCAAAGCAUAAAAAAAAGCGCGGCAAAGCACGUAAAGCUAAGCGGGCAGCAUCUCGUCGACGUCGCCGUCGCCGUCGUUAGAAUUUCCAUUACCCAAAUAUCAGCAGUUUACAGUGGCGUUUAGCUGUCUCUGACGGCAUGAAAUAACGACAGGCUGGGAAUAAAUCUUAACGCUACUGAUAAACUAUAAACGUUGUUGCAGUCAUUGGAAGUAGAAACUAUUGAAAAUGAAUAAACUCGAAGCACCCUUUUCCAAUGCAGUGAUAUCUCAGCCAUUUAUCCUAUUACCAACUUUUAUUGAAAUAUGCGAUAUGUGGUAUGGCAACCAUAUUAAACAGCUGUGACAUAUAUUUACGGAUGCUAUAGAAAAUAUAUCCUGCUAUUUGCAAUAUUUGCCACUGAUGUCUAAUGCAAAUACUAUCUACUUAUACAACUUGCAGAAUAUAGGAACCGUAACUGCCAACACCGACAUAAUGACUGACUGACUCUACUUAUUACUGACUCAAAAUUUUUAUUAAUUGAUGGGAUUCAAAUUGAAGUUGUAGACUAAAUUGUUUGCCUAAUUUGUCAAGGUAAAUUUUUAGUUACUACUACCUAAAUUUAUGUAAAUAUAAGAUAUAUGUGUAACUAUUUACAUAUAUGCUUCCAUAAAUAAAUGUCUUAUUUAUGUUGCAAUUUAAGUAAUUCGACUAAUAGUUGUAAAUAAAUAAAACAAAGUACA
Molecule: messenger RNA, 1346 nt
Organism: Teleopsis dalmanni
Lineage: Eukaryota; Metazoa; Arthropoda; Insecta; Diptera; Diopsidae
Exons: 4
Coding region: 167-706 (179 amino acids)
Source: RefSeq, a predicted model, not a curated record